Molecule: messenger RNA, 2248 nt
Organism: Sycon ciliatum
Lineage: Eukaryota; Metazoa; Porifera; Calcarea; Leucosolenida; Sycettidae
Exons: 2
Coding region: 286-1713 (475 amino acids)
Source: RefSeq, a predicted model, not a curated record
UCGAAACCAACAAUAAUUGUUCCAGCCGGCCAGUUAUGAGCGAUCGUAGGCGAUGAAAGGAAACUUCUAGGAGGAAGGGAUCAGUGGGAAAGACGGUUUUUAGACGCCAGAUCAAGCCAUAGCCAUAGCCAUUUCAGUUGAGAACAGUGCCAGCAACAAACGCAUCCUGAGGGUUCAUUUUGUUCCCAAUUCUUAUUUGUUUGGAAGAUUUCUGCAGCAAAGCAGCUGCAUAUGUUGUUUCUUAUUCUAGACUGCUGCAAGCACUGGUCAGCGUAGGGAUAAAGAAUGGAUGCCAUUCAUGUGGAUCUUGGCAGCCCGGCUGAUGAUCCGAGGGUGGACGACGUGCAUGAUGACCACGACUCUGAGGGCUCGCCAACUGAAGGAGAAGUGACUGAAAAUAUCGAGUCUGGACUCGGGGAGGCCCAUCUGGAGGCUGUAGCUAGUGAGGAGAAUGCACGCAGUGACUCCAGUGGAGAUCAUAGUGUUUUAGAGGACUCCUCUGAGCAUAGUUCAUUCCGCCAUCGCUAUUACCGGUCAUCUCUUGAUCCGGUUGAUGUGUUCACCGGUGGUGUAUUUGCCACGAGCACGUACGAUUCGGACAUGUCGAGACGAAGUAGCAUGGAGAGCGUGGACAGUCCACGAGGUGCACUGGCGGUGGUGUCAAGAACUAGUUCAACAUCGUCAUCUUCAUCGUCAGAUUUAUCUCAGUCAUUGUCCGACGAGCGUUCCGGAGUCGUCAUGGCGGAGCAUUUAGACACGUUCUCUGGUGCGUUCAACAGCGAAAACUACCGUUCAGCGUCGACCUUCGUCGGCAAACGUCACCAUGACAGCAGUCCUGGCCUUAUUCACCGAGUGACAGGGUAUGUGUCCGGCCUGACUACGGGUGUGGGUGAUAGCGACGACUCGCGCUCAAAGUCGGUCGACUCUUAUGAUGAAGAAUUCCGAGCACUGCCUGCUGGUGAUGUGCAAACGCACGGCCAACCAUCCCCUGCCAAUGCCACCACUGCACAAGAUCGCCCAGCCACGGCUAGCGCUGUUGCCGGUAUUGCGCACGACGCUGGGCAAAUCUCCUCUUCCAGCUCGUCCGUGUCGUCCAGUCAGAGUGCACCCAAUGAUGAGGAAUUCUUUGCGCCGGGAACCAACUUAGACAAUCCGCAGCUGAGCUCUCAUCCGAACAUCAACCUGCCACCGAACUGCAACGCGGUGGGCGUGAUUGGCCGUGACUUUGAUGAGCCGCAGGCGAUUGUGCAGCAAGCAGUGCAUGGCGUGGAGAUCAGCAGGCCACCCUGGAGUGACGUGUACUUCCGGCCGAUGGUAAUACCCAGCAAGGACCUGAACCGCACCGACUGUCGCCAGUACCUGAACGAGGGCAAACUGCGCAUGCUCAUUCUGUGCUACAACACCACGGAGACCAGGCUAAUGCUGACAUCACCUACUGGUGGUUACUACAAGUAUGUGCUGCCUUACGCCCAGCGUCUCUACGGUGUGAACAAAGUGGUGAUCGUGCUAACGCGCUGUAAGACACCGAGCGAGCAGCUGGUUCACCCCGCACUGCACGACCGUCUAAAAUCGCAGCCCCUAAUGAUGGAAAUGUUCAAACACCGCCUGGUUCUCUCUUGGGAUGAACACGCAUCUGAGAAGCAGCAGCAGCACCUCCUCGACUUGAUAAACGCCACCCCUGUGAAUGCAGACCAAGACUGCGUUAUCCUAUGACGGCGUGUUCUUAUAUUUUCAAAGAAUAUCUCUUAUUUUCACGCUCUCAUAAGGUAUGCUGUCAAGCAAGUCUGUUGGACAGCACCCUUGAUUUUUCGCUUACCUGCGUUUGUCAGGAAAUAAAGUUUUGCUGUCUGGCUUAUGUUAUAUGUACUUCAUAGCAGCUUUGCCUUGCUGGCGUGGUGGAAGCAUAAUCAUCGCAUGUUCAUGAUUAUCAAGUACGUAUGCAGUACCCACGUACCCAGAGUCUCUGUUCUCUCUCUCUCUCUCUCUCCUCUCUCUCUCUCUCUCUCUCUCUCUCUCUCUCUCUCUCUCUCUCUCUCUCUCUCUCUCUCUCUCUCUCUCUCUCUCUCUCUCUCUCUCUCUCUCUCUCCUUCUUCUCGCUUGCUGCUGCUGGAUGGCUGGCAUUGCUGAUUCAUUUUGCAAUAUUCUAUUUUUUUUAACGGCUGGUAGCGCUUUGAGCUUUGCGGCAUACUUUUUAUCACCAUGCCGCUGGUUAUGUGGAGUUCUUCUGGAAUGGUCUUCCCAUCAAUUA